GUUACGCCAUUGGAUUCAUAGUCCCGGAUGACAAUAAAGUGGGUGCCAGAACUGGCUUCGACAUAAAAACGCAAACAUUAUACGGGAGUGUGAAGACGUACUAUCCCAAUACGUGGUGGACCUAUGUGACUAUUGUCAACAACGCGACUCUGAAGGCCGGAGACUUCGUUGUGCACACACUGCAAUACACUUAUCCUUCUAAGAAUCUGGCAUAUGAGUCUGAAAUGCGAUUCGCCGUGAAUGGAACAUGGGCAAAUAUCUACGAUAUCCCGCAAUACUACUUUAAAGAAGCCGGGGCGAAGAAGCUUGGGAGGUACGUGUUUAACAAUCAGGAUACUUCUGACAAUAUUACGGUGCUGGAGCAUCACUUCGUGUACGAUGGAAUCACCGAAGUCAUGCCGAAACACGCAGAUAUCCCAAGGAUUUCUGUAUACGACGAAUGUUAUCCUCGGCUUUCCGACAUCAGCGCCGGGGGAUCCGCAGUAAUCGUUGGAUCAUAUAUUCCGACCGAUCCGGCUACAGACGGGAUUAUGAUCGGCUACUACCAGACCAAGAAAAACUUUCACGUGUUCAGCGAGUACAAGGUGACGGGUGUGGAGGUCAUCUUCAAUAUCACGGUGACCAACUUCCUCUUUUCCAUAGCAACGAAAGACAAAAGAGUGCUACUGAAUGACGACUUGGUCAGCGACGGGUGGUACUCGCUGAUCGUUCAAAACAUCAACAUCAAAAACAUGGAAAUCCACACCGGCUCAAAACCUCAUUUAUAUGUAGCUCCAAAAGCAGAUUGUUUGAAGGGCACUAAAGACGUUUGUUAGAACCAUCAAUAAACGUGUUUUUUCUUUGGGGGGGGGGGGGG
This is a messenger RNA of Rhipicephalus microplus (southern cattle tick), 856 nucleotides long. RefSeq lists its product as uncharacterized. The record is from RefSeq and is a predicted model, not a curated record. NCBI's taxonomy places the organism in Eukaryota, Metazoa, Arthropoda, Arachnida, Ixodida, Ixodidae.